Messenger RNA from Microtus oregoni (creeping vole), 1829 nucleotides. Its product is annotated as protein Jade-3-like. The transcript has 3 exons. Lineage: Eukaryota; Metazoa; Chordata; Mammalia; Rodentia; Cricetidae. Gene Ontology annotation, cellular component: histone acetyltransferase complex. The annotation marks the transcript as partial. The record is from RefSeq and is a predicted model, not a curated record. Gene Ontology annotation, biological process: regulation of transcription by RNA polymerase II.
UGCUCUGUGAAAAGCUGUCUCACUGCCUUUCAUGUCACCUGUGCCUUUGAGCACGGCUUGGAAAUGAAGACUAUCCUAGAUGACGGUGAUGAAGUAAAAUUCAAGUCAUUUUGCCUCAAGCAUGGCCAAAACAAGCCAAAAAUUGGGGAGGCCGAGUACCACCACCAUAGAGUUGCUGAGCAGAGCCAGGCAAAAAGUGAGAAAACCAGCCUGCGGACACAGAAACUUCGUGAACUAGAGGAAGAAUUCUACACCUUGGUCCAGGUGGAAGAUGUUGCCAAAGAGCUGGGGCUAUCUGCAUUAACUGUUGACUUUAUCUAUAACUACUGGAAACUGAAGCGCAAAAGCAACUUCAACAAACCAUUAAUUCCUCCCAAAGAGGAUGAAGAAAAUGGCUUGGUACAGCCAAAAGAAGAAAACAUCCAUACUCGCAUGAGAAUGUUUAUGCACCUGCGGCAGGACCUAGAGAGGGUUCGAAAUCUAUGCUACAUGAUAAGCAGGCGAGAGAAGCUGAAACUUUCACACACCAAAGUGCAAGAACAGAUCUUCGGUUUGCAAGUCCAGCUUAUUAACCAAGAAGUUACAGAAGGACUUUCUUUGACAAAUGCACUAGAGAACUCAUUGUUUUACCCACCACCACGUAUCACCUUAAAGUUGAAAAUGCCUAAAUCAACCUCAGAAGACUGCAGAGACAGCUCCACAGAAACAGAACACCAACCCUCCUCGCCUGGCAGCAGCUCCCCUGGUCACAAUAAAAGGAGCCCACAAAUGCCUGAGGAGGCGCUGGACAUGAAUGUGAAAAUGUAUCCACGACAUCCACUAGAAAUCAAGAGUAACUGUUUGCUGGCUAGUCACAGUCAUUCUCGAAGUGAAGCCAAGAGUUCCAGUCCUGCUCAGAGAGCUCCAUCUGCCGAGCUCUAUCAUGGGCAAUCAUUAGGAAAGCCUCUGGCCCUUCAGGCUGCCCUCCACGGACAGGCUUCUAUUGGUAAUGGGAAGAAUCAGCCUAACUCCAGGCUUGCCGGUUCCAAUGGUCUGGAGGGCAACUGGUCUGGAAACAUCACCCAGAAAGAUAAUUUAGAUGAGAUUUUCUGUGACCAGGAGUCAAUGCUCAGCCCCCACUUGCCCAGUCAGGGCAACAUUAGAAAAUCUGGCAUAGAACACUUUAGCAGAUCCUUUAAGGAGGCCACCAAUACAUGGGUGAGGCCCACUGAGGACCUCCAGUACUGUGCUAAACCAACUAAGAAUGUGAGUUCUAAGGAGCAGUUGUGGGGUAGACAGCUUCUCAGGCGGUCAGCAGGAAGAGCUCCAUAUCAGGAAACUGAUGGGUAUUGCCCUGAUUUAGAGCCCAGCGAUUCAGAAGCAGAAGGGGAAGGGAGUAAAGAAACAGCAAGGGUAAAGAGAGAAAGUUCUGACCGAGAAAAUCCUUCUCAUGAUUCUGUUCGGGAAUGCCAUGGGAAAAGCGAGACACAUCCUCAUUCCCACAGCUCAAUGCAAAGGUGAUCAGAAAUACCUAAGCAGACUUUGCCCCACAUUCUAGGGGAAAUCUAAACACCCAAAGGAUUCUAGUGUAUAUUAGGAGGAAUUGCAGGGAAAAUGAUGGUAUGAUGUUUCGAAAAGGUUUCAGGUCUAGUUUUUAUAAGCACAUUACAAGAGUUGCAGAUUGACUGGGGUUGCUUUGUUGGAGGCUGCUGGUAACAGUUGGGCCCAGAGUAUUUGCUCAGUGAGUACUUCAGGACCGCUUUUCAGUUAUCUUAACACACUGAUUAAACUACGUAUUAAGAAUCAUUGUAUUGUCAAUGGAUUUGCGAGAGAACAUGACAGACACUAAA